UUUUUGGGCGUGGAUCUAAGCGCUUCUGUUUCUAAGAAAACAACGGUGAUGUAUUUUGCAUCGCCUAUUUUACAUGAUCUGUUGGAGUUGGUGAUUUUUGAAGAUGCUCUAAGAAAACAACCAGACAAUUUAACGAUGUCUUUUACUACGAUCGGUCGUAUUGGAGAGCCUGUUAGGUGCAAUACUUAAUUCUAAUCUGCAAGUCCGUUCGUGAAGAGCUAAUCAUAGUGUGGGGGGCGUGGUUGGUGAGAGCUAAUCAUACUGGUCCUCCUUGCUGCGGAUGGCAAGAUAUUUUCGUCCUCAAUAAUUGACUAGUUGCAGCAGUACUCUGCCCACUUGAGCACCAUUUUGAUUUUUGGCCGACUUGUAUUUUGCCUUCCACGUACUUUCCCCUCUCUCUCCCGCAGUCCCGCGUGGACUAUUGUUGUGGUUGGUUGAUUGCCGGCCGCCAUGAUGCGAAGGAUGGUGAUGAAGGUGGCGCUGGAGGACAGGAGCCAGCAGCGGAAGGCGCUCAAAGCAGUCUCCACUCUACAUGGUAUCGACGCGAUUGCCGCGGACUUGCGGUGCGGGACGAUCACGGUCGUCGGCGUCGUCGACCCCGUCGACGUCGUGGCCAAGCUGCGAAGGUUGUUUGCCAACGCUCAGAUCGUCUCCGUCGGGCCGGCCAAAGAGGAGAAGAAGGACGGCGACAAGAAGGACGGCGCCGACAAGAAGAAGCCCGUACCGGUCCCGCCGGUGUACUAUCCCUUUCCCUACUAUCCGCCCCCUCGUCCUCGGUACGAGUUUACAGUCGGGUUCUUGAACAGCAUCACAGACAAUUUCUCCGAGGCGCGCAUCAUUGUCCGUGGUCGGCAUGGAAUAGUCUACAAGGGAGUGCUGGACAAUGGGCAGUACAUUGCUGUGAAGAAGCUUCACCUCAUGCCGGGGCUGGACGAUGAGGAAUUCAAAAACGAGUUUAAUAAUCUUAUGAGGGUCCGACAUCAAAAUAUCAUACCGUUGGUUGGUUACUGCCAUCACACAAAACAGGUGCUUGUUGAGCACAAUGGAAAGCAUGUUUCUGCUCGAGUAGAAGAAAGAUAUUUAUGCUCCGAAUACUUGGAGGGAGGAAGCCUUGACAAGCAUCUUUCUAAUGAACCAUGCGCACUUGCUUGGUACACAUGUUACAAAAUAAUUAAAGGCAUCUGUGAUGGUUUACUUUGCCUUCACAAGGGAUUCCAAGAGCCUAUUUGGCAUUUAGAAUUAAAACCUACAAAAAUUUUGCUGGAUAAGGACAUGAUGCCCAAAAUUGGAGGUUUUGGUUUCUCUAGACUCUUUGAUUCAAUAGAAACCUCCAGCACAUCAGAAGUUAGGGGAACAAGUGUAUAUAUGCCACCAGAAUACAUCAGUAAACGGCUAAUCACAUCAAGUAAUGUAUUCAGUCUGGGUGUCAUAAUCUUGCAAAUUAUGGCAGGAAAGGAGAGCUAUACCAAAUGUGUAGACAUUCCACCCGAAGAGUUUACUGAGCGUGUAUAUGGAUUCUGGGUAAAUAGGAUGCCGGGCACAGUAUCGAAGCAUACUUCCAAUGAAGUUAAAACAUGCAUCGAAAUAGCUCUAAAAUGCGUGGAGUCCAAUCGAGUGAACAGGCCUACUAUAAAUGAGAUCAUACAAAGGAUGGAUAAGAUUGAUAUUGUUGAGUGCUCAUCUUUAGGUGAUCUAUAUAAGACAAGGGAGUUUGCAUUCGAGUUCUUAGAACAUAUUACAAAUGUUUUUUCUGAGAAGAACAUAAUUGGUCGUGGUGCAUGUGGGGUUAUUUACAAGGGAGUGUUGGACAAUGGAGAAGAAAUUGCUGUUAAGAAACUUCAUCAAACGUUGUCUAUUGAUGAUGGGCUAUUUAAGAAAGAGGUUAAUAAUGUAAUGAGGGCCGAACAUAAAAAUAUUGUACGGUUAGUUGGCUACUGCCACCAUAUAUCACCAAUAAUUGUUGAGCACGAAGGAAAACAUGUUUCUGCUAGUGUGAUAGAAAGAGUGAUUUGUUUCGAAUACAUGCAACGAGGAAGCCUUGACGACCAACUUUCAGCUGAAUCCUGCAAACUUGAUUGGGACAGAUGUUACAAAAUAAUAAAAGGAAUAUGUGAGGGGUUACAUUACCUUCAUAAUGCUGUCCCUCCCAUUUACCAUGGGGACUUAAAACCCGGAAAUAUUUUGCUGGAUAAGGAUAUGGUGGCAAAGAUCGGUGAUUUUGGUUUGUCAAGAGUCUUUGAUACAACGCAAACCUAUAUGACAACAUCCGGAGUUAUUAAAGGAACACCUGGAUACAUGUCACCAGAAUACAUCAAUGAACAUAAGAUCAGUCUGAAGUCUGAUGUAUUUGCUCUCGGGGUCAUAAUCAUAAAAAUGAUGACAGGAAAGGAGGACUACUCCAACUAUGCACACACCCCUCGGGAAGAAUUUAUUGAGCAUGUAUGUAAAAAAUGGCAAGUGAGGCUGCAUGCAACAAUGCGGUCCCAUGUAUUUGAAGAAGUGAGGACAUGCAUCGGAAUAGCAUUAAAAUGUGUGGAGGAUGACCGAACUCAAAGGCCUACGAUGGCUCAGAUUUUGAAUGAAUUAAGUAACAUUGGUAUUGUUAAGAGAUCACCAGUAGAUCGGGUGCAGGAAACAAUGUCUACCCAAGUAUCCGAAGAAGUGAGGACAUGCAUCGAAAUAGUGUUAAAAUGUGUGGAGGAUGACAGAACGCAAAGGCCUACAAUAGCCCAGAUUGUUAAUGAACUAAGUAAGAUUGGUAUUGCUAAAGGUUCAUCCAUCAGCCAGAUUUCCCAGGCUACUUCUUCCAGCCCAGAGCAGACGACACAAGGAGGAGGCCAUCAGGUAAACAAGCUGACUGCAACGCCACUAGAAGAAAAGUCGAGAUCAUGCCCUGGCCAAGCGUGCAAAGAACUGAAGCUAAAGAGGAAAGUAAAACUGAAGUUGAAGAGGAACGUAAAAUGAAGAUGAAGGGCGCUGUCGAAAAUGAAGCUAUAAACCCUGCGGGACAAGUCCAGAAGUGGUGACACCCCAGAAGCAGAGACAAAUAAGGAGGGUCCCGCAAGUCAGCCAGACCUCACGCCCCCUCCAGGGGAUACCCUGCCAAUGGCAAUAACUGGGUCAUGUAUCAUGCCCUGGCCAAGCGUGCAGAUCAUUCUGGAUUUGUGAGUGAGUACAGCUAGUAGUGCUGAGUAUUUGUGGUGUUCGUCUCAUCGGGUAGUAGUAGUAGGAUUGUAACAGACUGCGUUGAGGACAUUUCAUUAUCGUGCCAUAUGUAUCGCCCAAACAA
Hordeum vulgare subsp. vulgare (domesticated barley) is the source of this 3289-nucleotide messenger RNA. RefSeq names its product tyrosine-protein kinase JAK2-like. The coding region runs from base 451 to 2964 and encodes 837 amino acids. Gene Ontology annotation, molecular function: ATP binding; protein kinase activity. The record is from RefSeq and is a predicted model, not a curated record. Gene Ontology annotation, biological process: protein phosphorylation. The transcript has 14 exons. NCBI's taxonomy places the organism in Eukaryota, Viridiplantae, Streptophyta, Magnoliopsida, Poales, Poaceae.